AGGAUCAAAAGCAAAAUUAUCAAAUGAUAAAAUGGAUUUAGAUUAAAAAUUUCAUUUUAAUGUAGUUAAGAUUUUAAUUUUAUUCAGUUGUGUGAGUGGUGUUUUGUGGAGUGACGGUGCUGUUUUAGGAUAAUAAAUAGAGGAUAAAUAAUAAUAGAGAUGCGUUUACUUAUCUGCCUGACUCUGUUGGGCUUAGUCUGCGGGAACCCCGUGCAACUGACAGACAACAGCAUCGCCCUACAAAACACGUAUGACAACUACGUUCUGCCAGGGGAGUCAUUCCCGACCUUCUACGAUGUCCAACUUUUCUUUGACCCUGAAUACGAAGCGUCCUUUAAUGGCACAGUAGCAAUAAGAGUCGUGCCGAGAAUUGCUACACAAGAGAUUGUCCUGCACGCUAUGGAAAUGGAGAUACUGUCUAUCCGUGCUUACUCAGACUUGCCAAGUGAUGAGAAUAAAAAUUUGUUCUCAAGCUACACUUUGGCUACUGAUGACACGCAUCUUCUGAAGAUUCAGUUCACUAGAGUUCUUGAUGCACUGCAGCCAAUCACAGUUGAGAUCUCGUACUCGGCUCAGUACGCGCCCAACAUGUUCGGAGUCUACGUGUCCAGAUAUGUGGAGAAUGGAGCUACUGUGUCGCUGGUGACAUCCCAGCUGCAGCCCACGUUCGCUCGCCGCGCGUUCCCGUGCUACGACGAGCCGGUCCUGAAGGCAGUCUUCCGCACCACCAUCUACGCGCCGCCGGCGUACAACGUGGUCGAGACCAACAUGCCUUUGAGGACCGAUAGUUUGAAGUCCGACCGGCCAGGCUUCGCCAAGCACGAGUUCCAGGACACCCUGGUGAUGUCCAGCUACCUGCUGGCCUACCUGGUCUCCAAGUUCGACUACAUCUCCAAUGAAAACAACCCCACCUACGACAAAUCCAUGAAAGUGUUCUCGAGACCAGGGACCCAGAACACGGCAGAGUUUGCUUUAGACUUCGGACAGAAGAACAUGGUAGAACUGGAGAAGUAUACUGAGUUUCCUUACGCCUUCCCGAAGAUCGACAAAGUGGCGGUGCCAGACUUCGCCGCUGGUGCCAUGGAGAACUGGGGACUGGUUAUUUACAGAGAAAUAGCGCUGCUAGUGCAAGAAGGCGUGACGACAACCUCCACCCUGCAGGGCAUCGGCCGGAUCAUCUCGCACGAGAACACGCACCAGUGGUUCGGCAACGAGGUGGGGCCCGACUCCUGGACCUACACCUGGCUGAACGAGGGCUUCGCUAACUUCUUCGAGAGCUUCGCUACUGACCUUGUGCUCCCAGAAUGGCGGAUGAUGGACCAGUUCGUCAUCAACAUGCAGAACGUGUUCCAGUCGGACGCUGUGCUCUCCGUCAACCCGAUGACGUUUGAAGUGCGCACCCCGUCGCAGAUCCUCGGCACCUUCAACUCUGUCGCUUAUCAGAAGUCUGGGUCAGUUAUUCGCAUGAUGCAGCACUUCUUAACGCCAGAAAUCUUCCGAAAGAGUCUUGCUUUAUACAUUUCCAGAAUGUCUCGCAAAGCCGCCAAGCCAACUGACCUGUUCGAAGCGAUCCAAGAAGUAGUGGACGCGUCAGACCACAGCAUCCGCUGGCGUCUGUCCAUCAUCAUGAACCGGUGGACCCAGCAGGGGGGAUUCCCCGUAGUCACCGUCAGGCGGUCAGCGCCCUCCGCACAGUCAUUUGUUAUCACUCAGCGGCGCUUCCUCACAGACAGCACCCAAGAGUCCAACACGGUGUGGAACGUGCCUCUCAACUGGGUGCUCAGCACUGACGUGAACUUCAACGACACGCGCCCCAUGGCCUGGUUGCCGCCCCAGCUCGCGGCCGAGGCGGUCCAGGUCCCUGGGCUCCAGAACGCCGAGUGGUUCAUUGUCAAUAAGCAACAGACUGGUUACUACCGUGUAAACUACGACCCUGAAAACUGGAGGGCUCUGGCUAAGGUCCUGAAUGACACGCAUGAGAUCAUCCACCUACUGAACCGGGCUCAGCUCAUCGACGACUCAUUCAACCUGGCCAGAAACGGACGUCUUGACUACAGCUUGGCCUUCGACCUGUCCCAGUACCUGGUACAGGAGCGCGACUACAUCCCGUGGGCCGCCGCCAACGCCGCCUUCAACUAUCUCAACUCCGUGCUGAGCGGCUCUUCUGUACAUCCCCUGUUCCAGGAAUACCUUCUCUUCCUCACCGCGCCGCUUUACCAGAGGCUUGGCUUCAACGCCGCCACCGGCGAAGAGCAUGUCACUCCCUUCCAUCGCAACAUCAUCCUGAACAUCAACUGUCUCCACGGCAAUGAGGACUGCGUCAGUACCGCCGAAAAUCUGCUGCAGAACUUCAGAGACAACCCAACUCAAACUCUGAACCCGGAUAUCCAGACCACGGUGUUCUGUUCUGGUCUGCGCGGCGGAGACGUGGAUAACUUCAACUUCCUGUGGGCGCGGUACACCGCCACACAGGACUCCAGUGAACAGUCCAUUUUGCUGAACGCUCUGGGAUGCACGUCUAAUGCCGAUAGGAGGGACUUCUUAUUCAGCCAAGUUAUUGCAUCAGAUUCCCAAGUGAGAGAACAGGACAGACAUUCAGUUCUCGUGUCUGCCAUCAACUCAGGCCCCGACAACAUGAACGCAGCUUUGGACUUCGUCUUAGAGAACUUCGCUAAUAUACAACCAAACGUACAAGGCUUAACCGGCACUACGAACAUCCUCAAUGCCUUUGCAAGAACACUCACUACUCAGGAGCAUGCCAACAAGAUCGAUGAAUUCUCAAACAAAUACGCCAACGUGUUCACGGCGGGAGAGAUGGCUUCAGUGGCGGCCAUCAAAGAGAACAUCGCCGCUUCCAUCACGUGGAACUCUCAAAACGCUGCUACGGUCGAGGCCUGGCUGCGAAAGAACUUCGGUACUGAUGGAGCAAGCACUGUCAGUGCCUCCAUUACCAUUAUCAUUUCCGCUAUGGUCGCUAUUUACAAUAUUCUCUAAGUCAUAGAUAUCAUUUUUAUUCUAAGAAUACUUAAGAUGAAAACUAUUUAUUUGAACAUCUGGUGCCUGAUGAGCUACUCUUUGUUAUAAUUUGUUUUAAAAACAGAUAUAAGCUCAAAUUAUAUCAAUAUUUUGAAUCAAAGAACUAGAAUUAAGCAUAAAAAUGGUUAAGUAAAAUAAGAUCUUACUUAAAAAUAUAAUAUAUUUUUAAUACUU
Molecule: messenger RNA, 3210 nt
Organism: Plutella xylostella (diamondback moth)
Lineage: Eukaryota; Metazoa; Arthropoda; Insecta; Lepidoptera; Plutellidae
Gene: Apn2
Product: aminopeptidase N
Biological process (GO): proteolysis; peptide catabolic process
Cellular component (GO): membrane; cytoplasm
Molecular function (GO): metalloaminopeptidase activity; zinc ion binding; peptide binding
Source: RefSeq, a predicted model, not a curated record